This is a messenger RNA of Syzygium oleosum, 646 nucleotides long. Its product is annotated as small nuclear ribonucleoprotein SmD3b-like. The transcript is spliced from 5 exons. NCBI's taxonomy places the organism in Eukaryota, Viridiplantae, Streptophyta, Magnoliopsida, Myrtales, Myrtaceae. Gene Ontology annotation, cellular component: SMN-Sm protein complex; catalytic step 2 spliceosome; U1 snRNP. Gene Ontology annotation, molecular function: RNA binding. Bases 87 to 485 code for a protein of 132 amino acids. The record is from RefSeq and is a predicted model, not a curated record. Gene Ontology annotation, biological process: spliceosomal snRNP assembly; RNA processing.
UCACGAGCUGCUGCUGCUGCUUCUUCGUCUUCUUUGUCUUCUUGCUGUGUUAGGGUUUUUGAGCGAGAGAGAGAGAGACAGGAGCCAUGAGCAGGAGCUUGGGGAUCCCGGUGAAGCUGCUGCACGAGGCAUCGGGCCACAUCGUCACGGUGGAGCUCAAGAGCGGGGAGCUCUACCGGGGGAGCAUGCUCGAGUGCGAGGACAACUGGAAUUGCCAGCUCGAGAACAUCACCUACACCGCCAAGGAUGGAAAAGUCUCACAGCUUGAGCAUGUAUUUAUUCGAGGGAGUAAAGUCAGGUUCAUGGUAAUACCAGACAUGCUGAAGAACGCUCCAAUGUUCAAGCGCCUGGAGUCCAGGAUCAAGGGUAAAAGCUCAGCACUGGGAGUUGGCAGGGGAAGAGCUGUUGCAAUGCGAGCUAGAGCUCAAGCUGCUGGCAGAGGAGCACCACCGGGUAGAGGGGUUGUUCCACCUGUUCGGAGGUAAACAACCAUCCAGACUCCAGACGGUCUCCUGUUCUUGAUGUAGAGAUGAUGUGUCUUGGUUGCAAGUGAAAUUUUAGUCGACAAGAGUAAAUCCUUGUGUUCGAAAUACAUUUGGGUUGGGAUUUUAUCUUAAAGUAAGAGAGAUUUUGAAUUCAUGAGCUA